GCUGCUCACUUCCUAGGUCCGAUCCCUGGGUUACUCGCUGGAUAUCGGAAAAGAACAUGUAAGUCUCAUCGACGAGAAGCUGGAGAAGUUGAUAUUAUAGCAGCCAUCUUGAUUCCAAAGAACUGGAUAGGUAAUUCUCUGACAACACAUUGCUCCGAAGUGCUCUACUAUUAUGACGCGUUGAGCCAACUGCGUUCUCCUGUUCUCACUUCUCAGGUUGGCAGUUGUUGCAAUGGCUGGACUGGCUGCAGAGAGAGUCUGCAGUAUGACAAAUGCCAGUUGUAGAGACGACUAGGCUGCACACUUGCAAUAGCAACUUAAGAUUUACCUACUUUGGCCUGUAGAGGUUCUCAGACAGGACUAAGCCAAAUCUGAGCAAAGAUCAGCAACAAAAUCUCACCAGAUGGGCAG
Linum tenue is the source of this 411-nucleotide messenger RNA. Lineage: Eukaryota; Viridiplantae; Streptophyta; Magnoliopsida; Malpighiales; Linaceae. The record is from the annotation of a GenBank genome assembly.